GGAGUGGAAGCGGGGCAGAGAGACGGGGAGAGAGAGAGAGAGAGAGAGAAAGAGAAAGAGAGAGAUUUCUCCCAGUAGUACGGUAUGGUAUGGAGCAGAGUUCGCGUUCUCUGUGCAGCCACAGCGCUGGAGCGGGACUUUGAAACGCUUCUAAUAACUCCAGGGACGGAUUCCCGUGCUUUAUUUGUUUUUCCCGAUGCGGGCUGCAGUGACUCAGAGCGUCAACUAGAUUAAAACUGUCCUCCAAAAGACAUUCUUGUGGUGUGGAGCUCUGCCACCUUUCCUCUCCUCGAGGCAGUCCAUUUUCCCCUUGAGCUCAUUCUGACGAGCUGGUAGACGUUGUGUACGUUAAUCAUCGAUUGUACCGAACAGAACGUUAGCCCUGCCCUACCUGUACUGAAGUAGGGAUUGACCUCAACUCUACCGUCGAUCAAUGCGCCUGCCAUGUUGACAGUGAUUAAGGAGGAAUGCCUGCUCCUGAGCAGAGUCCCAUGUCGGAGGAGGGUCUUCUGCUGCCAAUCAAAGAUCAAUUAGCCAAUCACAACAUGGAAUCUGAGAGCACUGCCAACAAUAUCCUGGCUUCUGUCAAAGAACAAGAGCUCCAGUUUGAGAGGCUGACCCGGGAACUGGAGGUGGAGCGACAGAUUGUGGCCAAUCAGCUGGACCGAUGCCGACUGGAGGCGGAGUCACCGGGAGCUGCGAGUGGCAGUUCCUCUGAGAAGUCCCUCCACUGGAGACCUACAGAUGUGUCGAGUUCCGCCGAUGCCAAGUCUGUCAGGGAGCAGCUGUCGCUGUGCUCACCGGAGCAGAGCUCUCUGCACGAAAGUGAGGGGUCCGUUGGGAACUCGCGCAGUUCCACGCAGAUGAACUCGUAUUCUGACAGCGGCUACCAGGAUGCAGGCAGCUACUACAGCAGCCAGAACGUGGGAAGGACGGAGAUGCGGCUACAGCACUCGUACCCAGGCGGCGGUCCCGCCGGCAGCAGCACGCUCAUGAGGAACUCCAGGGCAGAGGGCCAGGCUUCCAGCCAGAUGUCUGGAGGUGUCAGCGGGGCGAUCCCUGGACGAGCCAUGCGGCGUGUGUGCUCUGUGCCGUCUCGGGCGCAGUCACCCGCCUACAGCACCGGCAUCUCUCCCUCGCGUGGGUCUUUGCGGGCGUCGCCGGGCAGUGCCUACGGCUCACCCAUCGUGACCGAGCCCAAGCCGCUGCCCAGCAUCUUCUCCAGCAGCACCUUGCCCAACUCCCAGCGGGCCAGCUCUCCCUUCUCUGCCCAAAGGAACUCGCCGUCCACCUUGCGCAGGAUGGGCUCGGGCACCAGCCGUACCACCUCGCCCUACUCGGCACGUCUGGGCUCACCGCUCAGCGUGGCGGUGGAAGAAGGCCAAGCGGCAUCAGGUUCAUCUCCGGUGCGAACAGGAAUGACCGCCAUGCCGCAGCAUUAUGGGUCGACGUUGCCGAGGACGCUCCUGCACGAGGGCGCCGAUCCCUACAGUACACAUUCAUACGAGCUCUACGAAAGGAUGGUGCCACGCCCGGACAGCUUGACAGGUCUGCGGGCGUCCUUCGCGAGUCAACACAGUCAUCAUGGGGCUGAUCUGCGCUCGACCGUGAGUCCAGACCGCCACAUUGGACCCAUCUACGAAGACCGAGCCUUUCAUGGGCCUCUGUACCGCAGCCCCAGCCACGUUACACACUCGCCACUCUACAGAUCGCCUUCAGGCGUCGGGAACCUGCAGAGGAGCUCCAGCCAGCGCAGCAACAUGACGUACCAAAGAAGCAACAGCUACACAGCGGUGGCGUACUCAGACCCGUAUCGCCCCGGCCCGUACCGACCCUCUGAAGGCGGCUUCACCCGGCACGCCAUCAGCAUCAACGACGGGGCCGUUCGCUCUCCCUCCAUCGACAGUAUUCAGAAAGACCCCAGAGAGUUUGCAUGGAGGGACCCGGAGUUGCCGGAGGUGAUUCAUAUGCUGCAGCAUCAGUUUCCCUCUGUGCAGGCCAACGCAGCAGCUUACCUACAGCACCUGUGUUUCGGAGAUAACCGCACUAAGGCAGAGGUGUGUCGGCUGGGUGGGAUCAAGCACCUGGUGGAUCUGCUGGACCACAAGGUUGUGGAGGUGCAGCGGAACGCGUGCGGCGCGCUGAGGAACCUGGUGUACGGAAAAGCCACCGACGACAACAAGACGGCCGUGAGAAACGCCGGGGGCGUGCCGGCUCUGCUCCGCCUGCUGAGGAAGACCGUGGACGCAGAAGUGCGAGAGAUCAUAACAGGGGUCUUGUGGAACUUGUCCUCCUGUGACGCUGUUAAGAUGACAAUCGUCCGCGAUGCCUUAACAACUCUGACCAACACUGUGAUCAUUCCCCACUCGGGCUGGAGCAGCGCGUCCUACGACGACGACCACAAGCUCAAAUUCCACUCCUCACUCGUGCUGCGCAACACCACCGGCUGCCUGAGGAACCUGAGCUCGGCCGGAGAGGAGUCCAGGAAGCAGAUGCGCUCUUGCGAAGGGCUCGUCGACUCGCUGCUCUACGUCAUCAAAGCCUGCGUCAGCACCGCCGACUUCGACAGCAAGAUAGUGGAGAACUGUAUUUGCACUCUGAGGAAUCUCUCGUACCGUUUGGAGCUGGAGAUGCCUCCUUCACGGCUGAUGGAUAAUCAGGAGAAGGACGGGUUGCUGGGGACGGAGUCGCCGAGUAAAGAGGCAGACUACAGCUGCUGGGGGAGGAAGAGGAAGAAAAAGAAGAAGAGUGUACAGGAGGAGCAGUGGGAUGGUGUGGGACCGAUCCCCGGGUUCUCCAAGUCUCCUAAAGGAGCCGAGAUGCUGUGGCACCCUGCAGUGGUGAAGCCUUACCUCACUCUACUGGCCGAGAGCUCCAACCCCGCAACACUAGAGGGCGCUGCUGGAUCCCUGCAGAACCUUUCAGCGGGCAACUGGAAGUUCAUCCUAGUCUGUCCUGGCGUGUUUGCGCAGUUCUCGGCGUACAUCCGUGCAGCAGUGCGGAAGGAGAAAGGUUUGCCCAUCCUGGUGGAGCUGCUGAGGAUGGAUAACGACCGCGUGGUGUGUUCUGUAGCCACAGCGCUCAGAAACAUGGCGCUGGACGUCAGGAACAAGGAGCUGAUCGGGAAGUACGCGAUGCGUGACUUGGUGAACCGGCUGCCCGGAGGUAGCACCACUCAGCUGUCCGAUGAGACGGUGGCGGCCAUUUGCUGUACGCUCCACGAGGUCUCCAGCAAAAACAUGGAGAACGCCAAAGCUCUCGCCGACACGGGAGGCAUCGAGAAACUCGUCAACAUCACCAAGGGACGUGGAGAGAGGUACUCGAUGAAGGUGGUGAAGGCUGCAGCGCAGGUUCUCAACACACUGUGGCAGUACAGAGACCUGCGCACUAUCUACAAGAAGGAUGGCUGGAAUCAGAAUCACUUCUUGACUCCUGUGUCCACGCUGGAGAGAGACCGCUUCAAAUCCCAGCCCACAUUACCCUCAAACUCCCUGCAGAUGUCCCCAGUCAAUAAGACAGCGGGCAGCACCACCUCGUCUCCAGCCGUGUUGGGGAUUAAAGAACAGCGCUCCGAUUACCAGAGGACCGCACAGCCACCUAUGCAAUUUUAUAACUACCAAGGAGACGGCAGUGCGCAUAAAACCCCAUACACAGGGUCGGUGAAAUCAUCUCCGUUUUAUCUCAGCUCUUACUCCUCUCCCGGCAGAGACGAAUCCAGGAGAGGCCAGCAGCACAUAUGUUACGUGGAUGAGACUGGACAGAGGGGUUACGAGCCGUAUCGGACGUACGUGCAGUCCCCGCAGGCAUACGACGACCCGUACCUGGAGGAGACGCUGCAGUACUCCACUACAGACUACCCCGCACAGCCUCACACACUCAAAGCCACCACCAACUACGUGGACUUUUACUCCAGCACACGCAGAGCCUCGUACCGCACCGAUCAGUACCCGGGCUCGCCAGACUCCUGGGUAUAGAGACACGAAAUACGAACAGACGGCACCCUCAAUACCGUGUCCGAUUCGAACAGAGAUGGAUUCCGAACGUGGACGAGGGGAGAGAUGAAAAGAGCGAACGUUUAGCCAAAGAAGGAAGAGCAGCAGAGUGUGUGUUUUAUCCAUGGAAGCAGAAAGAAAGUAGAAUCGGUGUGUGUGUGUGUGUGUGUAGAAGCGACCGACUGAUUAGCGAGCCCGACGUAUGUGUAGACCAGAGUUCCGCUCUGAUUUUAUUUUCUUAUGGCAGUGCAGGUGAAGGUGGCCCGAGGAAGCGACGUGCAGAAAGGUUUGCGUCAGAGAAUCAGACAGGGAAACGUGUAUGAACUUAGACUGAAAUCAAUCGAGAACUUAUACCUGUUAAAAAAUAAAUAAAUAAAAAAAGAAAAAAAAGAAAGAAGAAGAAAUAAUAAUGACGAUAACGUUAAUGAUAAAUAACGAUCUUAAGACAUUAGCUUAAACAGAGGGAACAAAACUGUAUACGUACUUCUCGUUGAGAUCGUGAAUGCCACUGAGUCUUGUACAUUUCCUUCGGAACACUGUAAAUACAGAAAAGAAAGAAAAUGCAAUGCCACAUUAAAGAGAUGUAGAAAUCUAUAAAUAUACAGAACUAAAAGCAGAAGGCUGCAGGCCUGACUCCAUGAUACUACAGUCUACCUGAAGUAAUAAAAAAAAAUCAUCUUUGUUUUUUAUAAAUCUGUCAUUUCUUUCUCUGUGUGUUUUUGUUUUCAUUAAAGGUGCAGUUAGAAUAACAGAAGAUCUGAAUUGUUCUCCCAGUUAAAACCAAGCUGUUCAGAUCCGCCCCUUUUCCCGAAAGGGAACCUGUGACGCAGUGAUGUUUCAUGGAGGAUGUAAGGUUGCUUGACGUGAAGGAGAAGGCUUGUUUUUUUGUUUUUUUUUUGGAGAAUCUCUGCAGACAUCUUAAGAGCUGGUCUGUUUUUUUUGUUUGUUUGUUUUUUGUCAGCUAGGGUUGAAGUGGCAUUUGUUGGUUAAGUACAGCGCCCUCCACUAAUAUUGGCACCCUUGGUAAAUAGGAGCAAAGAAAGGUGUGGAAAAUUGUCUCGAUUGUUUUAACUUUCUGAUCUUUUGUUCAAAGAAUUCACAAAAAUACUCUGCUGUCAUGUAUAUCAAACAAUUUCAGACACAGCACAGGUCUAUCCAAAAAAAAAUCUGUUAAAUAUAGGUGUGCCACAUUGAUUGGCACCCCUAUGAAUUCAUAGGAGGAAAAAUAUAUUUGUAGUAUAUUCCCAUUGAUAUUUUACUUCUUUUUUUUUUGUACACCUGGGUGACUAGGAACAGGAAAUAGUUCAACCAUGACUUCCUGUAUCACAGGGGUAUAAAUAUGAGGUAACACAUUGGCCAAAUUCCCUUAGUCAUUCAUCACAAUGCGUAAGAGCGAGGAAUGUAGCUGUGACGUGCCGCAAAAGGUUGUUGAGUUUCACAAAAUGGGGCGUGUCUAUAAGAAAAUAACACAAGCAUUGAAGAUGUCCAUUUCCACCAUCAGGGCAAUAAUGAAGAAGUUCCAGUCGAUUGGAAAUGUUAUGAAUCGACCUGGAAUUGGACGUGUGUGUAUAUCGUCUCAACGCACUGUGAAGAGGACGGUUCGAGUGGAUAAAAAUCUCCGAGGAUCACAGCUGGAGAACUGCAGAAGUUAGUUGCGUCUUGGGGUCAGAAAGUCUCCAAAACUACAAUCUGAAAUCACCGACAUCACCACAAGCUGUUUGGAAGGGUUUCAAUAAAAAAGCCUCUACUCUCCUCCAAAAACAAACAGUUUGUCAGACACGACUGGAACUGCAAAUGGGAUCGGGUUCUACGGUCAGAUGAAACCAGAAUAGAGCUUUUUGGUAAUAAACACAGAGGUGGUUUUGGUGCACACAGAGAGGUAGCCGUAUGGAAAAGUACCUCAUGCCCACGGUUAAAUAUGGAGGUGGAUCUUUAAUGUUUUGGGCUGUUUCUCUGCCAGAGGACCUGGACAUUUUGUUAGGAUACAUGGCAUCAUGGACUCUAUCAAAUAUCAACAGAUAUUAAAUGAAAACCUGACCGCCUCUGCCAGAAAGAUUCAAAUGGGCCGUGGUCGGAUCUUCCAGCAGGACAUUGAUCCAAAACAUCAUCAGAAUCAACACAGAAAUGGUUUACUGACCACAAAAUCAAGUUCCUGCCAUGACCAUCCCAGUCCCCUGACCCGAACCCCAUAGAACACCUGUGGGGUGAACUGAAGAGGAGAGUCCACCAGCGUGGACCUGAAAUGUGAAGGAUCUGGAGAGAUUCUGUAUGGAGGAACGCUCUCAGAUCCCCCGCCAUGUAUUCUCCAACCUCAUCAGGCGUUAUAGGAGAAGACUCAGCGCUGUUAUCUUGGCAACGGGAGGAAGCACAAAGUACUGACUAAAAGCGUGCCAAUAAUUGUUUCACACCUAUAUUUAACAAAGAUAUUUUUUAAUAAACCUGUGUUUUGUUUGCAAUUGUUUGAUAUCCAUGAGCGCAGCGUAUCCUCUAAACUAAAGAGGAGAGGGACCAUCUUUUUAUCAGCGCUCGGUUCAAAAGCCUGCAUCUCUGAUGGUAUGGGGGUGCAUUAGUGAAUACAGAAUGGGCAGCUUGCACAUCUGGAAAGGCAACAUCACUGCUGAAAGGUAUAUACAGGUUUUAGAGCAACAUCUGCUUCCAUCCAGAUUCCAUCCCGUCUUUACUUCUGAGAGACUCCGCCUCUCUAAGAUACUCUUUUAUACCCAGUCAUGUUACUGACCUGCUGCCAAUGAACCUAAUUAGUUGCAAAAUGUUCCUCCAGCUGUUUCUUUUUAGUAACACUUACUUUUCCAGCCUUUUUCCUCACGUUUCCAGCUUUUCUGAGACAUGUUACAGCCAUAAAAUUCAGAAUAACCUUAUUUUUUUCCUUAAAAUGGUACAUUUCCUCACUUUAAACAUUUGAUAUGUUCUCUGUGUUCUAUUGUGAAUAACACCUGAGUUUAUCAGAUUUGCAAA
Messenger RNA from Ictalurus punctatus (channel catfish), 6965 nucleotides. Its product is annotated as plakophilin-4. Gene Ontology annotation, biological process: cell-cell junction assembly; cell-cell adhesion. The record is from RefSeq and is a predicted model, not a curated record. NCBI's taxonomy places the organism in Eukaryota, Metazoa, Chordata, Actinopteri, Siluriformes, Ictaluridae. The transcript has 23 exons. Gene Ontology annotation, molecular function: cadherin binding. Gene Ontology annotation, cellular component: nucleus; plasma membrane; cytoplasm. The coding region runs from base 468 to 3974 and encodes 1168 amino acids.